Molecule: messenger RNA, 1593 nt
Organism: Paramuricea clavata
Lineage: Eukaryota; Metazoa; Cnidaria; Anthozoa; Malacalcyonacea; Plexauridae
Source: the annotation of a GenBank genome assembly
AUGAGCGAAGAUGAAUUGUAUAGUUAUAAGUCAAGACGUCCCGUGUCCUUGUCGACCGCAUCAUCCUACCAACAGCUUCCUGCUUCAAAGGUGUCUUGUCAAAGUUUUCCUUCUAAACUACAUAUGGCAAGCCAACCAAGUGAAAUAUCGCAUAAUGCUACAGAAAGACGUAGUGUGAUGCGCGGUGUUCAAACAUUGCCUCAACGUACAAACCAGUCUAGUGAUUCAAAACAUUCAAAACCGCAACAAGUACAAUCUCCAUCAAAUGCUCGACCAUUUGAAUACGAAUAUCAUACGUUCGUAAAUCCCACCUCAGCGUCAAAUGUUAACAAUGGAAUAGGAGUUGCAAAGAAUCCCCCUGAUAAAGAACCGAGCCCAAAUACAGCCAACGUGAUAGAAAGUGUGCUUGAAAGUAUGAUGUUACUUCAGCAAAGACAAGCUGAAACAUUGAUAUCAACCCAUCAACAGCUCACCGCUUCAAUGACUUUACCACAACCAUCUAUAAACGUAUUUAAAGGCGAUCCUCUAGAAUACAGAACUUUCGUUAUGUUCUUUGACACCCGAAUACAGUAUCGAGUUAAUAACAACGCAGACCUACUUUAUUAUUUAAACCAACAUUUGAGUGGAGAACCGAAAGGUAUGAUUGAAGGUUGUUUACACAUGGAUCCGGAAAUAGGCUAUACGGAAGCAAGACGGUUGCUGAAGAAAGAGUAUGGGGAUCCAUACCAGAUAUCCAUGGCGUAUAUCCAGAGAAUCCUCAAUUGGCCACUCAUCAAAUCGGACGAAGGAAAAGCCCUAAAAUCAUUUUCCCUUUUUUUGAUCAAAUGUAAGACCGCUAUGAAGAGUAUUUCUCAUUUGUGUGUACUUGAUCGUGCACCGAACAUGCAAGCAGUGGUCUCAAAGUUACCAUUCCAUCUACAAGCAAAAUGGAGAGACCUCGUAGCCAAGAUCAGAAGGGACAACGCAAAGAUAGCAAACUUUGAGAACCUCGCCAGUUUUGUCCAAUCGGCUGCUGAUGCUCCAAAUGAUCCAGUGUUUGGGAAAGAAGCUCUCAAUAAAAGCAAAGAAAGCUCCAAGAAAUUUGAUAAAAGAGACAGCAUUCAGUUAAAGAACAAGAACUCUAGUUUUGCAACAAAUCCCACCUUAAUACACGGGGCCGGGUCAGCAAAACCGAUCAUCGUCUGUCCAUUGUGCAACUCCUCUCACGACCUGGACGACUGCCAACUUUUUCUGAAGAAAACCGUCGAGCAAAGAAAAGAAUAUCUCAAGCAGAACAAGAUGUGUUUCGCCUGUUACGAGAAGAAUCUCAUUUCAAGAGGCUGUUUACGAAAAAGAAAAUGUAAGAAAUGUAACAAGCCACAUCCAUCUGCUCUUGACGUUGAUGACUUUAAAUUAGAGAAUCAAGUUCGUAAAAGCGAGGAAGAAGUGAAGAAUGCAUGUACCAAAAUGCCCUCCAAUUCUCCAAACGACGUGGUAGUCGUACACGCUAUCAUACACGUGAAAGUCAAGCCGAAGGGUAGUACCGGAACAGUAACUACUUAUGCUUUCUAUGACAAUGGGAGUGGAGGCUAUUUUCUAACAGAAAAUCUUUGA